CGGUCGCCCGUGUGGGUGCGGAGCAGCCAGCCCGGCGCGGCAGGCAUCCAUCCCCACGCGGGCGGACGCGCCCCGAAGAAGGCCAGACCGGGGAGCGGGCCUUGGCGGGUUUGAGAGCUCUCCGGCGGGAGAAGCGCGGAUUGGCUGCGAGGCGGGGACUACCGGGAGGUCGCCGGUGCCAUGGGUUGUGGGAGCCAGCCGCUGGCGGCGAUUCCCGCCCUCCUGCUGCUCUCCGCUUUGCUGCUCAGGAGCUCCGCGGAGAAGCUCGGAGAUGGAUGUGGACCUAUGAUCAUCUAUCAAGACAGUGGAACUCUGGCAUCCAAGAACUAUCCUGGGACUUAUCCCAACCACACAGUCUGUGAAAAGAAAAUUCAGGUGCCUGAGGGGAAACGGCUGAUAUUAAAAUUUGGAGAUUUGGAUAUUGAAUCCCAGAAGUGUGAAUCUGACUAUCUUAGCAUCUAUAGCUCAACAACAGUGCAUGGACCAUACUGUGGCAAUGUGCCUGUCCCAGCAGAAAUAAUACUGGAUUCUAAUGAAGCAACUGUUCACUUUGAGAGCAGGUUCCAUGUGUCUGGAAGAGGAUUUCUGCUAUCCUUUGCUAGUAGUGAUCAUCCAGAUCUAAUAACAUGUCUGGAAAGAGCAAACCACUAUGUGGAGAUGGAAUACAGCAGGUAUUGUCCAGCUGGUUGCCGAGACGUAGCAGGUGAUAUUUCUGGGAAUAUAGUGGAAGGUUACAGAGAUACAUCCUUAUUAUGCAAAUCUGCCAUACAUGCUGGAGUAAUUGCAGAUGAACUUGGUGGCCAGAUCAGUGUGAUUCAGCUGAAAGGAACAAGACGCUAUCAGGGAAUCUUUGCCAAUGGCAUUCUUUCACAGGAUGGCUCUUUGUCAGAUAAACGGUUUAUUUUUAAUUCAAAUGGUUGCAAUAAAUCACUGAACCCAGAAGGAGAAGAUGCUUUUAAUGGUCAGAUCACUGCAUCAUCAUUUUGGGGUGAAACCAAUGAAAAUGGGGAGGUGAUUCAGUGGACUCCCAAUAAGGCUUGGCUCAAAGCUCCAGGACCAUCUUGGGCAGCAAACCAGAGCAAUCAUAGGCAGUGGCUAGAAAUUGACCUUGGAGAGAAAACAAGGAUAACAGGAAUUAGAACUACAGGGUCUACUGUGCUCAAUUUUAACUAUUAUGUUAAGACGUUUAUUGUGAACUAUAAAAAUAACAACUCAAAAUGGAGGACUUACAAAGGAAUCGUAAGCAAUGAAGAAAAGGUAUUCAAAGCCAACUCUAAUCAUGGAAACAUAGUCCGAAAUAAUUUCAUUCCUCCUAUAGUAGCCCGGUAUGUGAGAAUUAUUCCACAGAGCUGGCACAAAAGAAUUGCUCUGAAGGUGGAACUUAUUGGUUGUCAUAUAACACAAGUGAACAGCUCCCUUCUGGAUCCACUCUGGCAAAGACCCAGUCAAAGCACAGGUGUUUCCAUUAGAAAAGAAGAUAAAAGAAUCACAGAAGCCAUACCUUCAGAAGAAAGCAACCUAAAUACUUUUGCAGGACAGAAUACAGCUAGAAGGCUAAUGGACAGGGAAAAUGUGAUGGGGCCAAUCCAAGAUCUUCCUUCCACAGGAGAAGGGGCGCCACUCAUGGAAGGAUUGAAACUUACCGCCAUUAUUGUUCCGGUCAUGGGGGUGUUUUUGCUGUUCGUGAUAACUGGAAUUUAUAUCUUCUUGCGGAAGAGAGGAAAGAAAGGCAUUACUUACGGUUCAUGGGACACUGGAAAACCAGGUUUCUGGAAACAAAUCAAACAGCCAUUUGUCAGACAUCAAUCUACUGAAUUCACAAUCAGUUACAAUAAUGAAAAGGAAACACCACAAAAGCUCGAUCUAGUCACAAGAGAGAUAGCAGAUUAUGAACAGCCUCUUAUGAUAGGAACUGGGACAGUAACCCGAAAGGGAUCCACAUUCAGACCAAUGGACACGGAGGAUGAAAAGAAAAGCAGCUCGGAGAUUGAGAACCACUACCUCUGUCCUCAGAGAGCAGAUCGUCAUGAUUAUGCCCUGCCGUUGACCAGUCAGGAGCCUGAAUAUGCCACUCCUAUUAUAGAGCGACACGCAGGAAAAGGAACUGUGUUUCCUUCAGAGAAUUGCUACAGUUUUCCCACCGCUUCUUCCACUCACGCAUAUGCGCUUUCUUCAAGCAAGUCCACUGCUUCAUGCCAGACCAGUGCAGAGAGUGGAAGCUACCAAACACCACAAAGUCAAAAAGAGUAUGAUAAACCAAAAAUUAAUACUGGGGACUAUAGCACUGACUAUCAAAAGCCCCAGUCCAGUACACUGAUGAAGGAGGGCUAUUCAACACCCAGAUACUGCCUGAAACCUAUAAAUCAGAGUGCAGUGGUAGCUGUCUUGUAACAGAGACCAAGGAAAAACUUGCUGCUGUGAUGGUCCAAGCACUGGAAUGGACUUAGAGUAAAACAAAUUUUGUUUUACCACAAGGAAAAUCACAUUUCUGCAGUAGGAAAGAGUGUGUUGUUCCUCACUUUUUUCACCAUGAGAAGCCUUCGCUGUGAGGACUGCAGCCUGUUGAUACUCUACAGCUGUGAGAAUGGUGCUGUUUUAAUAUUGUGCAAUGUGUACAUAUGUUUUUAAUUUAAGGAAAAUAACUUAAGGAUUCCUCUACUUUUUCAUUCUGAGUGUUUGUAGGAGAGGGAGGUUAAUGUGAUUAACUAGCCAUUGCACUGAUUUUUAUUUCAAAGUAGUAUCCUACGUUCAGGUGAUGUUUAUUGCACCAUGUCCUUAUUUAGCCCCAUACUGCAACCUUAAGAGUGCAUUCUGAGAAGGUCUUUGAAACUCCAUGUGCAGAGCAGCUUCUCCUGCACACUAACAGAAAAAGGCAUUGCACCCAAGUGGUGCAAAUGUUGUGACAAGGAAAGCUGAAUUGUGACUUGUCUAAUUUAUGUAAAUUGAGCAGAAGCAUUUUUUCUUUCCAUAAUUCAUGCUGACUUUGCUAGUUAUGAGGAAGGGAAAGCACUGAAAAAAUUAUUUAUUCACUCUUCUAGGCUUUCAGAAGGUGUGCCUACUCUGACCAGUAUAUCUUCACAGAUGUAGAGCCUUAGAAACUUGCUUAUUUUAAAAUUAAAGCUGAACUUUCUCAGGACCGAAUUUUGCAUUCACCACACUGCUGUUUUGACUUUCUGCACUCCUGCAGAGUUUCAGAAUGCACAAAAACAGUCUUUACAGUACAGCUCAUUUCCAAACAAAUGGGUUGAGUAUGUAUUUGCCCCUGACCUGACUAGAAGUUAAUUUUCCAGUGCAAUUGUAAGUGAAUUAUUUAUAUGUAUCUCUUUGGAGAAUAUAAAAAACACUUCAAGAUACUGCAGGAAUUAAAUGGGAUGUUUAAACCAAUUUUUGCCACUGCCCAUUACUAAGCAAGUUUAAUUCUCUUGAAUUUGAUUUUCUUGUUUGCCCAAGAAUGGAGUCUGUUUAUUCACAUAAUGGCAAAGGAGAGAAGAUAAAACUCAGUGAUCUGGGGCUACAAAUGAUAUUUUCAGAUAUACCUUUUGAAAAAAUGGCACAAAGGCUACUUGCCUAAACAUACAUAUUGAAGAAUGGGAUCUUCAGUAAACAUGCAUAGGAUAGUGCUGUAAACCUCUAUCCCUUUGGAAGCUGUAGCAGCAAAUUAUUUUGCAUAGGAGGGGCCACAGUUCAAUGCUGGGGCACAUACCUUGUAUAUAGAAGCUUUCAGGAUGGGUCCUUUGCAUUUGCCAUUUUGUUUGUUUGUUUGUUUUAAGCAAACAAAAUAAACCAAA
Molecule: messenger RNA, 3788 nt
Organism: Varanus komodoensis (Komodo dragon)
Lineage: Eukaryota; Metazoa; Chordata; Lepidosauria; Squamata; Varanidae
Gene: DCBLD1
Product: discoidin, CUB and LCCL domain containing 1
Exons: 16
Coding region: 181-2391 (736 amino acids)
Source: RefSeq, a predicted model, not a curated record